CACCACACAACAUUUCUCAUACUAGUGGCCUGCUUGUUUAUAUGCCUGUGGGCUUGUGAUGGGGCGUGAGUUUAAAUCGUGAAUUUAGUGUGAAAUUUUGUUGCUAGCGAUGCAGUCGAGUGUGUACGUGACUGCCUCGGGCCCGGCCCUGUCCCUCUUGCUGUACGAGAACACCAAGAUAUCUGGGAAUCAGAUGGGGUUUCUGCUGGGUGCUGUAGUGAAUCGGGUGACUGACACAAUAAGUGACUCUCAAAUUAGAGAUGAGAAAACCGAAACAAUUAUAAAUAUUAGUUCAAUUUUGCCCAUUUCCAGUUCUUGUAGAGUAAUAAAUGGGGCAGGAAGAAUUGACAGGGAGAAACUGAAUGCUUUAGUCAAAACAGAGAAGAAUCAGCAGGUCAAAAAUGGGAGCCAAAACCAUGAUAUUGUGGGUUGGUACAGCUUUAAGCGGAAUGAAGUUUAUCAAAUGUCAAUGAGAGAGCAAGUGAUUCAUCUCCAGUUAACAGAAAUGGCAAAAGACUUCUGCCAAACUAGCACCCCAGAACUGUUCGUUCUAUGUCUUCUCUCCAGCAAUUUGACAUCAAAAGCCACCCAUGUAUUCAAACAUUCCUUCAUGCGCUACCUAAGUGAAAAAAGUACUUUCGAUCUCAUUCCUCUUCAAAUUCAUAAUCUUGGAAUGCCCCAAUCUACCCAGUAUCAGACCACAGCCUGUGUCCCAAGCAGGGAAGCUCUACUGAGUGACAUUAUGGAGCGUGUCAGGCCACAAGGCAGAGACCACAUGAUGCUACAUGUUCAGGCCGAGCUUCAAGUGAUACUUAAUCAACGAGUUCAACAAUUGUCUAGCGCUGAGAAUAAUCGUAUGGCAUUGGAAGGUGAAGUUGAUCACCUGAAGAAGCAGCUUGAAGCUGUGGAAAGAAGUCAACAGUUAAAACAAAGAAAGUCUCUGCAAGGCCAAAACAACGGGUCAGAUGAACACCAUGACCGUCAGAGCAAUCAUGACAGGUCUUGUCAUAGAAACUCUGUUGGAGAUGUGAGCAACAACCACAGCCCUCAAAUAAUCAAGUCAGAAAGUCCAUACAGUUCUGAUCGCACUAGUCCUAUUUUCGGAUAUGGUUCUGCUCGACGUUCCGGGCCUAACCGUUCACAGACUCCGGACUUGAUGAAAAAAACGUUGCCCUCUUAAAAAUUGCUCCUUAUUUUAUGUGAUUAAUGUGCCUUAAUGUUACCUCUGUUUGUUUUUACUUACUUGUGGAGCAUCACUUAAGUUUCCGUUAUCUUUGAUAUUCCUUUGUUUUGUGUUUGACAUCAUUUUGAUUAAAAAAAAGUACGAUGUUCAGUUUCCA
Messenger RNA from Thrips palmi, 1340 nucleotides. RefSeq names its product BRISC complex subunit FAM175B-like. NCBI's taxonomy places the organism in Eukaryota, Metazoa, Arthropoda, Insecta, Thysanoptera, Thripidae. The coding region runs from base 110 to 1180 and encodes 356 amino acids. Gene Ontology annotation, molecular function: microtubule binding; polyubiquitin modification-dependent protein binding. The transcript has 8 exons. Gene Ontology annotation, biological process: protein K63-linked deubiquitination; attachment of spindle microtubules to kinetochore; mitotic spindle assembly. The record is from RefSeq and is a predicted model, not a curated record. Gene Ontology annotation, cellular component: nucleus.